AUGGCUUUAGCAGUUUCUUUAGCCUUGUUCCUUGUCUUCUUGUUUCCCAUUUGCUCUCUGGUUCAGGGAGUUGAAUUCCUGUUCAAUGGGUUCAAUGGAAGUGAAUCAAAUCUGACCCUAGAGGGGGCUUCUAUAGUCAAGCCCUCUGGUAUGAUCAGGCUCACUAACAAAACACAUAAUAUUAUAGGCCAUGCAUUCUAUGACAAACCUAUAACCAUGUUCGACAAAAACUCUUCUUCAUACCCCAAUGCUUCUUCUUUCAGCACACAUUUUGUUUUUGCAAUAGUCUCAUCAAGCUCCGGCAAUGGUGGCUUUGGCCUAGCCUUCACACUGUCUCCCUCUCCGCGGUUCCCCGGGGCUGAUUCCGGGCACUUCCUUGGGAUUGUCAACUCUACAAAUGACAAUAACUCUUCGAACCACAUCUUUGCCGUUGAAUUCGAUACGGUAAACGGGUUCAAAGAAAACUCCAACACUGCAGAAAACCAUGUUGGCAUCAACAUUAACAGUGUGUACUCUGUGGCAUCUGAACCAGCUGCUUACUUUGUCGCAGGUGCCCACAAAGAAGAAAUCAACUUGGAGAGCGGUGAUCUUAUCCAAGCUUGGAUAGAUUAUGAUGGAAAAACUCAAAUUGUGAAUGUCAUAAUAGCUCCCAUAGAUAAGAACAAACCAGAGAAACCACUAUUGUCCCAUCAUGUCAACCUAUCCCCUACUCUUCAAGAGACUAUGUAUGCCGGCUUCUCUGCAUCCACAGGGAAAGAGGUAAGCUCUCAUUACAUAAUAGCAUGGAGUUUUGCAGUGGAUGGGAUGCCAAGUCAACUCAACAUUUCCCUGCUUCCUAACCCACCAAAAGAGAAAAGUUCAUCCUCUGGCAAGCCCCGGAUUAAGGCUCUUAUUGUGGCCUUAUCGGUUGCGGUCUUCGUGUUGUUGAGAAUUUAG
Molecule: messenger RNA, 936 nt
Organism: Prunus armeniaca (apricot)
Lineage: Eukaryota; Viridiplantae; Streptophyta; Magnoliopsida; Rosales; Rosaceae
Source: the annotation of a GenBank genome assembly